AUGGAUUUUACGGACGAUCUGAACACUGUUUUUAUUUGGAUGGACGAUCUUGAAGAGGUUGGUUUCAAGAAUAGUUUUUUUUUAAAUGAAAACAAUUUUGAAUGCACGUCCCACGGAUUGCCACGUAGUUAACAUUUUUAUUGAAAAUAUUUUUUUCCAACGAAAAAAUUAGAUGUCUACGUGAAAAUUACUGCGUUUCGCUCACUCUCACCGAUUGGCAAUUUAACCGGGCUGACUUGUUGUAUUAAUUAAAAUCAUUUUUAUAAUUUCUAAGUUCCAGAUUAUUUUUAUUUGCAGGUCCCCGAAGUGCAACACAUAUUUGAAUAUUUUAUGAUCAAAGUUUGGGAUUUCUCAAAAACUGCCCAAAAAUACGCCACUGAUUAUCAUAAAUACUUCUAUGGACUUCAAACUCGAAUUGAGCGAGGAAAAAGCAUUGAGGUAAACUUUUGUCUUUCAAAAAUCGCAGAACUUCUUCUUCCUAUGCUUGUCUGCAAAGCCGAAAUAGCCCUUCCUAAAAGUUACUGGUCCGCUCCUGACCAAUAUUAGCCAUGGUCCGAUUAAUUGACCAACAGGCCUUUUACGGAAGGAGGCGUUUGCAGAGGGUUGGGGAUUGGAUCUCUAAUUCUCUCAUUUUAUCUUAUAUUCAAAUAACUUCGUUCUGAGUCAAAACUUCUAACUUCUAACUUCUCAUCUAAUUCAAAUAUUCAUCAUUAAACUUUCUCCCCCCCAUAUUUCAGUUUUUUUUAAUCUUUACUCCUUUCCCCCUCUUUAUUUUACCUCUAAUGCAUCCUUAUUCACUAUCAUGUUAAACCACAUUUAUUAUUCACAUAGUCACAUCCUCUCAAAUGGCCCAACUUGUCUUUUUUAUAGGACCUACGGGCCUUUUUGUUUUAUUGCAGUCAUCUCGAUUAUCAUUUCACUACUAUCUCUUCUUUUUAAAUUCUUUUGUCUUUCACAAUGUAUAUCGGUGUGGUUCAAUAAAUAUAUAUAUAUAUUUUUUAAAUUUUUCCUUAUAGAAACGCAGCAAUCAUUUUCAACACAAAAAUGAGGAAUUCAACAAGAAGUUUCAAACAAUGAUGGAGCAAAACAGUGACAUGGUCGAUUUGUUGGAUGCCAAAUUAUCGGACGAUGAUUUUCCAGAGAAUGUCAAAGAUGUUAUUCCAGAAAUCAUCGAUUUUCUCACCGGAGAUUUAUUUAGCAUCAGAUUUGCCAAAAUCACUAAUUCCUUGUUGGAGGACAUGGAACAAAUCAAAACGGUAAUUUUUUCAAAAAAAAGUUUUCAAGGGAAAAAAACAUAUUUGUUUUGCAGGAUAUUGGUUUCCGUAACAUCUUCUGUUUGAGAUAUAUUGAUUCGUAUGAUGUCGUUAUUAAUUAUACAGAUUAUCUUCGCGAGAUCACACCACCAAUGUGUCCAACAUGUGGAUACAGACAUAAUUCCAAUGAUCAUUUUCCAUAG
Messenger RNA from Caenorhabditis angaria, 1456 nucleotides. The record is from the annotation of a GenBank genome assembly. Lineage: Eukaryota; Metazoa; Nematoda; Chromadorea; Rhabditida; Rhabditidae.